Sceloporus undulatus (fence lizard) is the source of this 2989-nucleotide messenger RNA. RefSeq names its product myelin basic protein (gene MBP). The transcript has 9 exons. Gene Ontology annotation, cellular component: neuronal cell body; compact myelin; internode region of axon. The record is from RefSeq and is a predicted model, not a curated record. Lineage: Eukaryota; Metazoa; Chordata; Lepidosauria; Squamata; Phrynosomatidae. Gene Ontology annotation, molecular function: structural constituent of myelin sheath. Gene Ontology annotation, biological process: myelination. The coding region runs from base 374 to 1291 and encodes 305 amino acids.
GGCCCCAGCAGCUGGAGGGAGGCUGGUCUCCCCCUUGGCCCUGUGUCAGCCCUCCAGGAAGAGGGACUGGAGAAGGAAGCCACCUUCCAGCGCACCUGCUCCUCCUCAGAGCGAGACCAGAGGCUCGCUUUCCCUGCUGCUGCCUCCCAUUCGCAAGCGUUGGCUCUCCUUCUCUGUCAGCGACCAGCAGCAGCAGCAGCACCUGGGCUUCCCCGCCCCUGGCCUGGGCUGGGCUUCUCCCCUCUGGCCCCUCUUGGAUGCCCCAGACCCCAGCCUCCUCCGCAGAGACCCCCAACAAGGCACCCAGAGAGGGCUUUUGUCUCCUGAAACUGGGCGGAAGGGAGCCAGUUCUGGAAGAAAGUUGAGAAUCGUCAUGGGGAACCAUGCUGGAAAACGAGAACACAGUGCUGAGAAGUUAAAGAAUCCUGACACCAAAGGGGAGGAAAGUGAAAAUAAAGGAAACUCCAAAGCAGUCCGGCUAACCCAAGAACCUUCAGAAGACAAUGAAGUUUUUGGAGAGGCAGAUGUGAACCAGAACAAUGGGACCUCCACUAAGAGCACAGUGGUGACAGACUCCAAGGACACAGCAGAUCCAAAGAAUGCCUGGAAGGAGGCCAACCCAGCUGACACAACUGGUCGCCCCCAUUUGGUCCGCCUCUUUUCCCGAGAUGCCCCAGGGAGAGAAGACAACACCUUCAAAGACCGGCCCUCCGAAUCAGAUGAGCUGCAGACCAUUCCGGAAGACAGUGCAGCAGCUGCAUCUGAGAAUUCGGAUUUGAUGGCUUCACAGAAACGCUCUUCCUUCCGGCACGGAUCCAAACUUGCAACUGCAAGUACUAUAGACCAUGCUAGACAUGGCUCCCCAAGAAGAUACAGGGAACCAGGUCUACUUGACUCACUGGGCAGAUUCUUUGGAGGUGACAAACAUGUUCCCAGGAGGGGAAAGGACUAUCACCAUGCUGCCAGAGCUAGCCACGUAGCUUCCUUGCCUCAUCAAAGGUCUCAGCGUGGGCAUUAUGUGGAGGACAACCCAGUAGUCCACUUCUUCAAGAGCAUUGUGUCACCCAGGUCAACUCCUCCCCUGCAGGCAAAGGGGAGAGGAUCACCCUUCAGCAGAUUUAGCUGGGGUGGUGAAACUCACAAGCCUGGAUAUGGAAGUGGCAAAUUCCUUGAGCGUCAAAAGGGACAAAAGGGAUAUGAUGCCCAAGGAACACUGUCUAAAAUAUUUAAACUGGGAAGCUCUGGUUCCCGACCUGGUUCUCGGUCUGGCUCUCCUGUGGCUAGGCGCUGAAGUUCUAAGAUGUCAGUGAAGGACUACGUUCUCUGCUUCAUAACAUAGCUGCCUUAAAGAUCUAACAACAGAUUGCAGAAUUCCCUAGAUAGAAACACAAUCUAUUUGUUAAAGUCAGUUGAGUUGUGCAUGCAGUAGAAAUAUAAGAAAUUGUAUUGGCAAAUGCUGAACAAAAGCAAACAAACAAACAAAAACAACCCACCCUCAACUUGCAGCGUAGCUUUUACUUGCUGUCAGCAUUACUUUAGGGAAAGUAACAGAAUUCCCCAUAUUAUUCACUCUUGUUCAAGGCGUUCCCAAAGAAUAUAGGGCCUUAAUUUUCAAGCUCAUUCAGUGUUAGGUCCCUUUCAUAUUUCUUUUUCACUAAACGUUAAGUAACAACAUAAAAUACAUAUAGUGGUCUGAAUUAGCAUUUCCAUUAGUGAACUUUGAAGUCUCUGCUGUAAGCUGUAAUAAUAAUAAAAACAUGUGCAGAAGUUGUAAGGACUGUUUAUCCCAAAAGAAUUAAAUCAUUUGGUUUUGAUUUGUUAUCAUUUAUUUUGUUUGGUUUUUUCAUACCCCUUUCUCUCACAAUUUUUUUAAAUUUUCUUAACUGGAUUAGGCAGUCAUGGAAAGGGACAUUAAAUUGUGAGUACAAGGUAUGUUGAGACGUGGGAGAAGGCAGCUGUUAUUGUUUCAAUGAGAUUGAGCAAUGGUAAUAAAGAGAGAUGCACACUUGAUGGGAGUUUUCCGGUGCAUGGCCAAUUGCUCAUCACACCCAUCCGAUUAGAAAUUAAGAGUUGCUGGGAGAGAGAAAAUAGGAUAUCAUACUUGAAUUAGACUCAUUUUACAAGACAAAUUGAGGGAUAAUCCCAAAGAAGGAGAACCUAGACAUGGUCAUAUGAACAUUGGGUGUCCCUGCAGCUUCACACAGGCACUUGCUGCAAAGUAAGCUCUUUUUUGCAGCUUAAAUAAAUAAAGUCUAAUUUCUAAAUGACAGAGAGCCCUUUGGUGAGGAGGUUUCAGAUAGUAACUGCACAUAUAAAGUUAGCAUUUCUAGCUGUGUCUUAGUGCAGCAGAGCAAACUGCCCUCGUGCACUGCAGAUAACAUACAUUAAAAGUAACAAACUAGAGGUAGAUAUUAACGGUUCACACAUACUCAAGAUAUACACGUGUAGAAAUGGGUCUACCUGUCUACAUGGUGAAAAAUGCUCUUCUGAAUUGCACUGUUUUAUAAUAUUCAACAUAUUCUGUCUUCUAAAUGUUCUUUCUUUACUCAUGCAAUGUUUUAUUUGAGCUUAUUUAUAUGUUGUAGACAAUAUAUUUAAGACUAAGUUGGCACCUGCCUUUAGCUAGGCUAAUGAGUAUUGGGAGUUACCUGUGUUAAUGCCAACUGACAUAUAAUGGUUGUGGUUGUUGUUAAUGAUAGAUCACUUUAAUCUGUCAUAGCUUUUGAGCAACAUACUUAAUAUGCAGCAAUGAAAGAUGAGAGGGUAGAAAAACCCAGAAACUAAACAAAACAGAAUACCAAAACUUUGAAGCACACACCUAUUACAACUUUUCCAAAUAUCGUGGCUAUGUGUAUUUUUCUAUGUGUAGCCUUAUCCAGUUGUGCAUCCCACAACAUAAUAGUGAGUUUCAUUUAAGUGUAUUGUUCUUAAAAGUGUAUGAAAACAACUCAUAAAAAAUCAAUAUUGAAAUAAAAUACUCAACUUUUAA